Messenger RNA from Symbiodinium sp. CCMP2592, 2888 nucleotides. The record is from the annotation of a GenBank genome assembly. NCBI's taxonomy places the organism in Eukaryota, Dinophyceae, Suessiales, Symbiodiniaceae.
AUGGCCCUCUUCCGUGGACGCCUCGCUUUCAUGGUGCUCGUGCUCCUGGCGGUGAACUUUCUUCGCUGGUGGCAUGGGGAUGACGAGGUGAUCUUGGCAGUGGCAGCACAACCCGGCGACUUUGACGACGAGUUCAACGAGCACCUCUUCCACUCGACAUGGGGAGAGACGUUGGCUUCGCAAGCCCAUUGGGAGAGCGAAUGGGGGAGCACGCAAUUGGACGCGGACCUUCCAGCUCCUCCCGAACCAAAUGCCCUUCCUGCUACUUCGCUGUCCUCCUCUUCGGUGCCCGAUCCUGUGCCACACCUGAGUGAUGAACAUGGGAUGAAUGUUGCAGGCCAGGUGGCAGAACAGGCCCUCCCUGUUGACGACCUCCUCGACUACGAAGACUAUGUUGACCGCUACAUACGGAGAAUGGAAGAUCUUGAACCACGUGAUGCUCAUGGAGAAGACGUCCUCGCAUCACCUGGGGACUGUCAGGCAACUGUGGCCACUCCGGUUGACUGGGAGGAACAAGAGUCUACAGUCGACGAGGAGGAAGGUUGGGUUCGGCGAAACGGAGAAUGGAAACGUGGUCGUGACCGCUGGCACAAUCGUGAUGGGUCCCUCAAGAAUCCGCCGAGCAGACAGCACACUUGGGAUCCGACCAACCCGUGGCCAUGCAGCUGGGACGACUACCCACCUGAAGGAGCAACUUCAUCCUCCUCCUCUGGGGGCGACACUGGCAUUGAGGAAGGGCCUCUUCCAGAAGGGCGACCUCUCCCGUCUGGUGAACUUACAACCAUCGAUGAGCUUGCUGCUGACGUUCCUUGGGGCGACAUUGGCAUUGAGGAAGGGCCUCUUCCUGAAGGGCGACCUCUCCCGUCUGGUGAACCUACAACCCUCGAUGAGCUUGAUGCUGACGCUCCUCGGCCCUCUCAGACGAGAACAAUGGAUGAAGCGGACCAGGCUGGAGGCAGCACCUAUGCUACUGGUUUCUACAGAAACGGCGAGUGGAUCCCACGUGAGAGGACGCCACAGGAGUUGAGAUUCCAUACUGGAGGCCAAGGUUCGUUCUUCGUCGUCCUCGUGGAAUUCUGGGACCUCGCCGUCAUGUUCUACCUCCACGACAACUGGGUCGACUUGCUCCUCUGCAGUGACAACGGGGUUGACUACAAGCUUCAGCACCUCCGGGUCGACCUCUCCGUCUUCUCACGGCACCUCAUCUCCCUCAUCCUCCUGUCGCCGGCUACAACGACCACCGCAUCGACUUUAUCUUUCUUGGGCUGUUCGACUAUGGGCUCUACAACCUGGAGUUUGACUGGGCUUGGCUACAUCCUGUCCUUCAUCGUCGUCCCAGUUGACUUCCUGCCCUAUGCCUUCGUUCUGGACUACUUGGUCCUCCUCGUCCUUUUCCUCAAGCCGACCUUCUUCCUCGUCCUGCCUCUUGGGAUCUACCUCUCCCAUCAGUACCUCCACGAGAGCUCGGAGCGAGCCUCCCUUCAAGAAGCUGGGCUCAGGGAAGUGCAGAUGCAGAGGCUUGAGGCCUUGAUGGAAUGCCUGGACGGGUGGUACAAGAAGCAGUCCAAGGACAACUUCAGACGCCGCUUGGACCACCUGAUCUCGAUGAACACCUUCGCUCUCAUGAGUCUGAAGGCGGUAUUGAAAGCGCUGCUGGCAUGGGGUGGCUUGGCAGGUCUGGCGGGGCGGCCUCAUCCACCGAUCGUCCGGAGGAACCCUGCCAACUCUGAAACCAACGAGGACAUGUCGGGGCAUGACUCAGCACACAGUGACAGUGUCGACUUGGAGGCCUCCUCGGAUGGCGAGCUCUAUUCAAUGGACUCGUCGCACGCUCUUGAUGAACAUGGAGUACUAGUCGAAGUGCCGCCACAGACGGGACCGGGUCCUUUCGGUCCCCCUCCUCCGCAACCUGUGAAUCACCCCCUGGCUCCCACGGAACUUAUGGGCAUUUGGAGAGAGCCGGAAGAGGAGCCUGGACCGUUUACCUCGACCUCGACCUCUACCACAGGGGAGACCUUGACUUUGUCCUCUCCUUCCACAUUAUGGGAUGAAGAAGCUGAUGGUCUCGAGCUGAUGCAGGAGUUCCUCGUCCUUGAGCUGGGCAACCAAGGAACAUCGACCUCGACGUCAACGAGUACACAAGUGAUGCCAGCCGAUAUCGUCAGGAAUGCCACUAACAAUGCCCUGGCACUAUGUAAUCGCGCGGACACCUUGGAAGUCCUCCGCCGUCUUCUCCACCGGUGUCGUCACAUGCAACACUGCUCGCGUCUGCUCCUCGAUGCCGUUGAGGAAGCACUGCAGUGGGUGGAGUUGCCAGAAUCGGCUCUGGCUCUCAAUGCUGGCAUCGUUGAUCGUUUGGUGUGGGGCGAGGUCUCGCGGCAAGUUGCUCACGGAUCCUCCGCCACUCCUGAUCGCCCGUCUCACUGGGUCACUGAUCCCAGUGUGGUGCUUCAGCCUGGUUUCCCUCGUGACGUUGCGGAGCUACGGAGUGCCCUGCCAGGGAUACCUGAUCAUGUUGCUGCUGGGUAUCGUCGUAGGGCUUGGAGGCUACAUAUCCAUGAGUUGUAUCGUGCUCUUGGUCGUGAAAGCCCGCGGGGCAACUGGCCGGCAGAGGAGGACAGAGACCUCUUCUUGGUGCAACAGUCGUUGGAGCGGGAAGUUGACAACUGGAUGCCAACACUGGUAAACCCCCUGCUGGAAAUGGUUGGAGCCGGGAUGCACAUCGUGAUGGUCCUGGUGCACCUCGUGGUGUUCUUCCUGCUGAUCUUCCUUCUCCAGCAGGGGUACUUUCGCCGGAAGCAGCACAUUCUCCUGAAGAACCAGGUUCGCCGGAAGGUGACCGUCGUCCAGAAGGGCUCCGUUCUCCGCAAGUUGCAGGUUCUCCACAG